Molecule: messenger RNA, 4642 nt
Organism: Epinephelus lanceolatus (giant grouper)
Lineage: Eukaryota; Metazoa; Chordata; Actinopteri; Perciformes; Serranidae
Product: adhesion G protein-coupled receptor E5
Biological process (GO): adenylate cyclase-activating G protein-coupled receptor signaling pathway; cell surface receptor signaling pathway
Cellular component (GO): plasma membrane
Molecular function (GO): G protein-coupled receptor activity; calcium ion binding
Source: RefSeq, a predicted model, not a curated record
CCCUCCUCUCUUUCUCUGUCUCUCAUGAGAGUGUUGUGAAUAGCUCCUGAAAUAGAGCCCGCUGGAGCGUAAAGGGAAAUGUGAAAGACGGCGUGGACAGAGGGGGUGUUUGUGUGAGCAAUGUGAUAUGGUGCCAGUGUGAGGAAUGUGCUCAAAUGGCGAGAUACGGAGUGAAAAGACCAAGAAAGAGUGACGUGACAGAGACAAGGCCACUGAGAUAAGUGAAAGGGAGGAAAAGAGAGACAGAGAGAGAAACAGAGAGACAGAGAGACAGAGAGAGAGGGAGACAGAGAAAGGGGUGGGGAGCCGGGGACAGCGAGGCGUGCUCAGACUGAGAGUCUGAAUCUGAGAGAGGAAGAAAGCUGGUGAAGGUUCACCGUUAUUUUUCCUGCCACACACACAUACAAUUAUCCCGUACAGAAAGGAUUUAUCUUUGUGUUUUUUCACUCUCAUACUUUUAUGGACCUCGGACUACAGAGAAGUCUGAAAAAUCUUUCUUAAACUUUGUGAAAGGAUCUAAACUUUUAUCACAGGACAUCAACCAGAUUAAGAAGAUUAACAACUAUCUCAUAGUUCUGUUAAAGUCAUCAGCAGUGUGGGAAUAUUACCUUUGACAUGGGGUCUGGGAAGGAGCUAUUUCUUCUUGGAUUAUUGUGUAUGCUGGCUAAAUGCUCCUCUGAGUGUCCAGAGGGCUUCACAUCAGAAUUCGGUCCAUGCACUGACGUGGAUGAGUGCGAAGAACAAAAACCAUGUGGGAAAUACUCACACUGCUUCAACACGAAUGGCAGCUAUUACUGUCAGUGCAAGUCGGGAUUCAGAAACCUCGGGACAGGGGGUGUUAACUUCACGCUAGGGGGACAUUGCCAUGAUAUAAAUGAGUGCACUGAUCAGGACAAUGUCUGUGGCCCCGCUGCAAAUUGUUCAAACCUGAUUGGAAGGUACGAGUGCACCUGCCACUCUGGGUACGUCAACACCACCAGUAGCUCUGGAAGCUGCACAGACAUAGAUGAAUGCAAGGAGGCUGAAAUGCAAAAAGAAGACCUCUGUGGACCAAAAGGGACUUGUGUAAACACCAAUGGGAGUUACUGGUGCAGCUGUUCAAAGGGAUACACCAGUUACGGCAACAAAAGGACCCCAUGUUCAGAGCUAAAGUGUGACAACUUCAAUGGAAACAGCGGGCCUGCACCGUCACUUGAAGGCCUGGCAGACAUUUUGUUCAUGAUGAAAAACAGCUGUUUGGCUCUUUCUAACCCGAGCACCGCUGGUGAAGGGAAGACUGAUGGAGAGGCUCUACUGGAGAAACUUUUCACAGCGACUGAGACCAUCCUGUCGCCCCGUCACCUGGACAGCGUUGAAGAUGUGAGCAGAUUGCUUGAAACUGUGGAGAAUGCUAUUAUGCUGAUUGGCCCACAGCUCAAAGACAACCAUACUAAGCUAGAGACCACUGAGACAGACGCACAGAUUGCAGUGCAGAGGGGGAGGACUCGACCAACUGGCCCUAUCCAUCUGACCAAUGAGAACGCUACACUCGACACUGACUGGACAAUAGCAGCUGGGGAAGGACCAUACCCUGGUUUUGCUCUGGCUGCAUUGUUGAGCUACAGGAACCUUGAGAUAUCUGUUAACCAGUCCUUUGAUGAGAUCACGGGACAUGAACGAAAUGGAGUGGAUCCCUCCCUUCAGAUCUCCUCUCGAGUUGUGUCUGUUGUGGUCUCCAACCCAUCCACUCAGAACCUGAGCCGCAAUGUCAGCAUCACCCUCAGACAUCUCAAGGCCCGAGACGAGUCUCCUCAGGUGAGCUACAUCUGUGCGUACUGGACUGAGAGCGGGGCCUGGUCCACAGAUGGUUGUCAUAAACAACAGUCCACCGCCACACACACAGUGUGUAUGUGUGAACACCUGAGCAGCUUUGCUGUUCUCAUGGCACUCUACCCGAUAAAGCACACCUUUGGGCUCCAGUUGGUGACCAAGAUCGGGCUGACCAUCUCCCUGCUGUGUCUCAUACUGUGCAUCAUGACGUUCAAGUUCUGCCGCUCCAUACAAGGGACCCGCACCACCAUCCACCUGCACCUCUGUAUCUGCCUCUUCAUGGCUGACCUCAUCUUUCUGGCUGGCAUUUCACGUACUGAACCUGUGGGCGGCUGCAGGUUUGUUGCAGGGCUGCUACACUUCUUCUUCUUGGGGGUGUUUGCCUGGAUGUUGUUAGAAGGGGUUCAGCUGUACCGCAUGGUGGUCCUGGUGUUCAACGCCACCAUUCGACCCCUCUACUUAUACAUCGCUGGUUAUGGGACACCACUUGUUAUCGUCAUUAUAUCUGCCAUCUCUAGACCAGAUGGAUACGGCACUGACCAGUACUGCUGGCUGUCCCUGGAAGACGGCCUCAUCUGGAGUUUCUUCGGCCCUGUGUGCUUCAUCAUCAUCAUCAACGUCUUCUUCUUCAUCGUCACCGUCUGGAGGCUUGCCCAGAAGUUCACCAGCCUCAACCCAGACCUCUCCAAACUGCACAAAAUUAAAGCUUUCACAGUGACAGCUAUCGCCCAGAUUUGCAUACUGGGUCUGAUGUGGAUGUUCGGAGCCUUCAUGUUUGAAGAUGACAGCAUAGUAGUGGCAUAUAUCUUCACUAUCCUCAACAGCCUGCAGGGAGCACUGGUCUUCAUCAUGCACUGCCUACUGUCCAAACAGGUCAGAGAGGAGUACGCCCAUUUCCUCUCCUGUAUCUGCACACCACAGAAGAAGAGAUACUCGGACUUCAGCAGCACAAAUCCCUCCAGCAGUCAGUCACAAGGUUCUCGGAGUGGACACCACACCGGAGAAUCCCAAAUAUAAAGUAAUAUCUUUUAUCCUCCCCCAAAGACAAACUAUCCCACCUUUAAGCUUUCUGGGCUGAGUAAGGUCUGAUUUUAAAGGUUUGGAUGACUUCAAAUAAAAAUUCAGUCAUUAUUAACUCACCUCGAUGUCAGUUGAAAAAAGUAAUCAGGGGCCCUCCAAAAGGUCACACGAUAAAUCCGAGAUGUCUCAUGUGACAUUUAACAAGAGAGAGAGAAGUUAAUGGGACCAAACUAAAAAACUCCACUAAUCUGAGUAGCAUCAUCUGCCAGUGAAUUGCAUUAUGGGUCAGAGAGUCUACCAUUUACCACUGUUUGCUUAUUCCCCUCACUGUUGUUGCUCAACAGUGAUCUAAUGAUUGAUCAAGUUGUGUUGAUGAUGACUGAAUUUUUGUUUUAGUGUGUAAUUAUUGUCACAGCAGGCAAGAAGUAGCCAACUUCUAAAGUGUUUAUUCAGGAACUCUUUAAGUGAAAGUUAAGGUGUUUCUUAUUGGUUCUUCCAAAACAUAUCACAAUAUAAGCUGUAUUGCCUUCAGAGGGAUUUAAAGUAAAAUACUGACAUAGACUAUUUAUUUUCAAGUGCAGACUAUAAAGUCUAUUUUAUGUAGGCUACAAGAAAAUAUGAGUGAUGCUCUUUAUGUUUAAAGCAUGAGCAGACAGUUUGCGCUGUAUUUUAUAUAAAUGUUUUAUGUAAAAAUAAGGGUGAGGGUGCUUUUUGUUACAGGGCUCCUCACAGAAAAUAUUUGUGUCCAUGUACUGUGUUUAACAGUAUGAUAAAGAAACAGCUUGCUGAGCAUGCAAAUGACUGACGGAGUGCCUCUGACGUUCCCUUUAUGUCCAGGCAAAUCCCAUGUGGGCUCUUGGAAGGAUUUUGCAUCUGUUGUUUCUCAAGUUUAAACAAAAUAAGUGUUUUUUUAAUCACUUGUGGCUAAUCUUAAAGAAUCUUUCUCGAUUUACAGCUGAGCUGUGCUUUCUGUCACCGAUGUAUGAGAAGAUAUAUUACUUCUUUUGAAUUAGCAAACAGGAAAACAAAUCAAGCCCAAAAUAGUUUCUUGGGAAAUUCACAGAAAGAGGCCCACCCUUCUGAUAAGCCCUCAGUUUCCUGUAAUCAAAUUGUGUUUAUGGAAUAAAAUUCCAUUUCGGUGUCAUGUGUUUUUUUUAUUACAGUAGUUAUUCCUCCAAACAUUGUCAGUGACUGUAAGGUAUCAAAUCCCUGAAAUGAGAACUAUUCAGUCAUUUUGAUGAGGUCUGAUGGGAGCUGUACAGACAUGAGUUUAUGUUAUUGCACUUUUCUGUUGUAAAAAUGAUAAUCCAGCACAUCGUAGUUCACAUGGUGCAUGUGAUAAUCAAGAAAACUUGAGAACCAGCCUCGCUUAAAGGACCUGAACAGUUUACUUGUUGUAAUAAAGCUAUCAAUUAUACAUUUUUAAUUGUUAUAAAAAAUGAUCAGAGACUUUGAUCUGCAGAGAAAAAAGAAGCUGUGCUAGAAUCCAAGUCAGUCUUUUAAUGUGAUGAAGACCUCAUGUGUGUGGGUUUCAAUAGCUAAACUGUUUGUAGGUUCUUACGUGUGGCUGCACUGUUUUGUGACCAUCGAUACCUUUAAUUCAUGCAUUGCAAAAUGUAUUUUUAUGUGAAAAAGCUAUGCACAUUUUGCAGCAUCUGUGAAUGUGAGGUUCUUGUUAGAAUAUACUAUAGGCGUUACAGUUUGAAGGUAUAUGAACUUAUUUUUCUACUUUGUUUUGUUGUAUGUUGUUUGGUACUGUUUUCUUUGAAGACUAUGCACCGCGAGAUUUAUUAAAGCUUCUACUUCAUCUGAA